UGACACACAGGCCUCACUGUGGGUACCCAGAAUGAUACCCUAUGGAGAGAGACUGGGAAGCCCAGCUGUCUCCCCACUCCCAGUUCGUGGGAGACAUGUGAUGCAUGGGGCAGCCUUUGCUUACGUGCCCAGCCCACAGGUCCUGCACAGGAUCCCAGGGACAUCUGCCUAUACCUUCUCUAGCCUGAGCCCAGUGGCUCUCACAGAGCACAACUGUCCCUAUGGAGAGGUCCUGGAGUGCCAUGACCCAUUCCCUGUCAAGCUGGCCAUGGAAGAGGAGCAAAAACCAGCGCCUGGGUUGGCCCAGAAGCUGCGCCAGGUUGGCACAACACUCCUCAGAGUACCACUGAUGCUGGCCUUCCUCUACCUCUUUGUCUGUUCCCUGGAUGUUCUCAGCUCAGCCUUCCAACUGGCUGGAGGAAAGGUGGCUGGUGACAUCUUUAAGGACAACGCCAUCCUGUCCAACCCGGUGGCAGGACUGGUGGUGGGGAUCCUGGUGACCGUGUUGGUGCAGAGCUCUAGCACCUCCACGUCCAUCAUUGUCAGCAUGGUGUCCUCCGGCUUGCUGGAAGUGAGCUCUGCCAUACCCAUCAUCAUGGGCUCCAACAUCGGAACCUCUGUCACCAACACCAUUGUGGCCCUGAUGCAGGCAGGGGACAGGACUGACUUCCGGCGGGCUUUCGCAGGGGCCACAGUGCACGACUGCUUUAACUGGCUGUCCGUUCUGGUUCUGCUGCCCCUGGAGGCUGCCACCGGCUACCUGCACCACAUUACUGGACUCGUGGUUGCCUCCUUCAACAUCCGUGGUGGCCGCGAUGCUCCUGAUCUUCUCAAGAUCAUCACGGAGCCCUUCACGAAGCUCAUUAUCCAGCUGGACAAGUCUGUGAUCACCAGCAUUGCCACAGGGGAUGAAUCUCUGAGGAACCACAGUCUGAUCCGGAUCUGGUGCCACACAGACCCCAUGGAGGCUUCCACCUCCAUGUCCAGGGCAGAGGCCAACUCCAGCCUGACCCUUAGAAAUGCCACUAUGGAGAAAUGUAACCACCUCUUUGUGGACACCAGGCUCCCUGAUCUGGCAGUGGGACUCAUCCUGCUGGCUAGCUCCCUGGUACUCCUGUGCACCUGCCUCAUCCUCCUUGUCAAGAUGCUCAACUCCCUGCUCAAGGGCCAGGUGGCCAAGGUCAUCCAGAAGGUCAUCAACACCGACUUCCCUGCUCCCUUCACCUGGGUCACAGGCUACUUUGCCAUGGUGGUGGGUGCCGGCAUGACCUUCAUUGUCCAGAGCAGUUCUGUGUUCACCUCGGCCAUGACCCCACUCAUCGGCCUGGGUGUGAUCAGCAUCGAGCGAGCUUACCCACUCACACUGGGCUCCAACAUCGGCACAACCACCACUGCCAUCCUGGCAGCCCUGGCCAGCCCCAGGGAGAAGCUGUCCAGCUCCUUCCAGAUUGCCCUCUGUCACUUCUUCUUCAACAUCUCGGGCAUCCUGCUGUGGUACCCACUGCCCUGCACGCGCCUGCCCAUCUGCAUGGCCAAAGCGCUGGGAAAACUCACCGCCAAGUACCGCUGGUUUGCUGUCCUCUACCUUCUGAUGUGCUUCCUGCUAUUGCCUUCGCUAGUGUUUGGUAUUUCCAUGGCAGGCUGGCAGGCCAUGAUAGGUGUGGGUGCGCCCUUCGGGGCUCUGCUGGUCUUUGUGGUGCUGGUCAAUGUCCUUCAGAGUCGAAGUCCUGGACGCCUACCCAAGUGGCUGCAGACAUGGGAUUUUCUGCCUCACUGGAUGCACUCCCUGCAGCCCUUGGACCACCUCAUCACUCGUGCCACCUUGUGCUAUGCCAGGCCUGAGCCCCGCUCACCCCAACUGCCUGCCAGGGUCUUCCUGGAGGAGCUGCCUCCUGCCACACCCUCCCCUCGCUGUGCCCUGCCUGCUCACCACAGUGCCACCCGCCUCUAG
This is a messenger RNA of Castor canadensis (American beaver), 1951 nucleotides long. RefSeq names its product solute carrier family 34 member 1 (gene Slc34a1). Gene Ontology annotation, cellular component: apical plasma membrane; vesicle; brush border. The record is from RefSeq and is a predicted model, not a curated record. NCBI's taxonomy places the organism in Eukaryota, Metazoa, Chordata, Mammalia, Rodentia, Castoridae. Gene Ontology annotation, molecular function: sodium:phosphate symporter activity. Gene Ontology annotation, biological process: intracellular phosphate ion homeostasis; sodium-dependent phosphate transport.